AUCUAAAUUUCAAACCAGCUAACGGUCCAUAAAACCCACGUUCAGUUCAUUCCCAUCAGAUCACAAAGCCACUCUCCUAUAUAAUAUUAACCCCGACAACCACAGGCACCUUCCUACCAAAACAGAAAAAAAAAAAGACAUUUUCCCACCUUCCCCGCUAGCUCUGAGCUCAACCUCAAGCUCUGCGCACACCACCAUGACUCUCGAAAGUAUCCCAUUGACAGCGAUGGAUUUGAAGACCGCGGAUGGGGCUCGGAGGAAUUCGACGCUAAUUUGUGCGCCGGUGAUGGCGGAAUCAGUCGAUCAGAUGCUAGUUUUGACGCAAAAGGCGAAGGAGCUCGGCGCUGACCUUGUAGAAUUCCGGUUGGACUAUCUGAAGAACUUCAGUCCUCGCCGGGAUCUUGAAAUUCUCAUCAAGCAAUCUGCCUUGCCCACUCUUAUAACUUACAGGCCAAAAUGGGAAGGAGGUCAAUAUGAUGGUGAUGAACAAAAGCGGCAGGAGGCAUUGCGUCUUGCCAUGGAAUUGGGAGCUGAUUUUAUAGAUGUAGAACUUCAGGUUGCUCAAGAAUUUUACAAUUCCAUUCAAGGGAAAAAGCCAGGCAAGGUCAAAAUCAUAGUAUCUUCUCACAACUAUCAAAAUACUCCAUCCGUUGAGGAUAUUGGCAAUCUUGUGGCAAGAAUACAGGCUACUGGAGCUGAUAUAGUAAAGAUUGCAACAACUGCCUUGGAUAUAACAGACUCAGCGCGUAUAUUUGAAGUACUAGUGCAUUCUCAAGUCCCAACAAUCGGACUUGUUAUGGGAGAGAAAGGUCUGAUUUCACGUAUACUUUGUGCCAAAUUUGGUGGAUUUCUCACUUUUGGUACACUUGAGGCUGGAGUAAUAUCAGCUCCUGGGCAACCGACUGUAAAAGAUUUGUUGGAUUUAUACAAUUUCAGACAGAUUGGUCCUGAUACAAAAGUACAUGGUGUGAUUGGAAAUCCUAUUGGUCAUAGCAAGAGUCCUCAUUUAUACAACCCAUCAUUUAAGUCAGCUGGUUUUAAUGGAAUUUAUUUGCCUUUGUUGGUUGAUAGCGUCCCAAAUUUUCUCAAUACCUAUUCAUCCCCCGAUUUUGUUGGAUACAGUUAUACAAUUCCUCACAAAGAGGCUGGGCUUAAAUGCUGUGAUGAGAUCGAUCCAAUUGCACAAGCAAUAGGAGCUAUAAGUUGCAUGAUAAGGAGACCAAAUGAUGGGAAGUUAAUAGGUUAUAACGUUGACUAUCUUGGAGCUAUUGCUGCUAUUGAGGAAGGGCUACGAGCUUCAACUAGUACGAACCAUGUAUCUAGUUCACCCUUGGCUGGCAAACUUUUUGUUGUCAUUGGAGCUGGUGGUGCAGGAAAGGCACUUGCCUAUGGUGGAUAUGAAAAGGGAGCGAGAGUAGUAGUCGCCAAUCGCACAUAUGAGAAGGCUAAAGAACUUGCCAGUAAAGUUGGGGGAAAGGCCAUCACUCUUGCUGAAUUAGAUAAUUUCUAUCCGGAAGACGGGAUGAUUCUUGCAAACACAACAUCUGUGGGAAUGAAACCAAAAACUGAUGCCACGCCCAUAUCUAAGAAAGUUCUGAGCCAUUAUUCCCUGGUUUUUGAUGCCAUUUAUACACCAAAAUGGACUAGACUUUUGCAAGAAGCAAAGGAAUCUGGAGCUGCUGUUGUUUUUGGAACAGAGAUGUUUAUCAAUCAAGCAUUUGUACAGUUUCAAAAGUUCACUGGUUUGCCUGCUCCAAAAGAACUUAUUAGGGAAAUCCUGGCAAGAAACACAUGAUAAGGAAUUUGCCCAGUUUAGCUCUAUUUCGCAACUCGAUGGUGGAUCUAUGUUCUUCCAGCGCAGCUCGAUGGUGGAUCUAUAUUCUUCCAGCACAACUAAUUCAUUUCACUUUCAAAUUUUAUGAGAGGCUGUUCAGUUUUUCCAUUGUAGCAAUAAAUCUCCAUUUUCUUUUAUGAAAGAUCCGUGAGCGUGAAUGCUAAAAAUUUUCAACGAAUGCUGAAAUUUCAUAUGUUAUGGGCCUUUAAGUGGUCGUGUAAGGAGUGGAACCACAAGAAGGGAUUCAUGCAGCUGACCUCAAAUUGCACGUUGGGAUGAGGCUUUUGAGUCACUUUUUAUAUAUUAAUGGAAGAAAUACUUUCUCCUUGAUUUGAA
Malania oleifera is the source of this 2170-nucleotide messenger RNA. RefSeq names its product bifunctional 3-dehydroquinate dehydratase/shikimate dehydrogenase, chloroplastic-like. Gene Ontology annotation, biological process: shikimate metabolic process; chorismate biosynthetic process. The record is from RefSeq and is a predicted model, not a curated record. The transcript has 11 exons. Gene Ontology annotation, molecular function: shikimate 3-dehydrogenase (NADP+) activity; 3-dehydroquinate dehydratase activity. Lineage: Eukaryota; Viridiplantae; Streptophyta; Magnoliopsida; Santalales; Ximeniaceae. The coding region runs from base 197 to 1795 and encodes 532 amino acids.